UGCUUUCCCUUCCUUGUUUUGGUGAACAUGUAAAUGCUGCAGAUUAAGUCUUCUUCCUGUAUCAUCUUACAAGACACAUGAAACAUGGACUUACAUAAGUUUAUCCUGUUCGUGGCUUUUUCUCUUUUCAGUCCGGUUCUCACAGAUGAAGACUUUUACCAAGCGAGAGCAUGCUGUACAUUCAAAGGGCCACACUUUGAAGAAACCGAGUACAUAUUAACUAGUUUUUUUAAUAAGAACUUGAUGAUGGAGUACAACAGCACAAGAGGCAACUGGACGGGAUUCACAGCGUAUUCAAUUGAAGCAGCAAAAUGGUGGAACAGUGAUCCCCUUGAUGCAAUAACAAGAAAGAUUGAAAGGAAACUGUUGUGUACGGACACGUUAGAUGCCAUCCAAUACGCAGAUAAUCUGACAACUAUACCCACCGUCAAACUAAAAUCAGUGAAAAGGCCAAAUGGCGAGCGCACAUCUACGCUUGUGUGCAGUGCCUACAACUUUUAUCCAAAACAAAUCAGAAUGAUGUGGAUGAGGAACGGCCAGGAGGUGACCACAGACGUCAGUUACUCUGACGUGAUGCCUGAUGGUGACUGGUACCAGACUCAUUCUUACCUGGAGUACAUCCCAACUUCAGGAGAAAAAAUUGCCUGCAUGGUCGAACACCUUGGUCUCUCUGAGCCGAUGUUUGUGGUCUGGGACCCCUCCCUCCCAGUGGCACAACAAACUCAGAUAGCUGUUGGACUGUGUGGACUCGUGACUGGAUUUGUUAUUGCGAUAUCUGGAAUCAUCUACUACAGGAAGAAGUCUGCUUCAUACACCACUGUGUUAAAGACAAGUUUUUAUUCCUGUGGAAUCCUUUCAUGAAGCUGGAGCAACUUAACAGCCUGAGCAAACACUAUUAAUAUGGGCGCACUCCAUCCAAGGUGCCAAAUAUCACAGCUCUCUGAAUAACGAUGGCUGUUGUGAGUGAUUGGGGCUUUGCAUCUUGUACCUACGGGACAGAGGACACAUUUGUAAUGCAGUUACACAGUAAAACCUAAUAUUGUGCUUAAUUAAAUAUAUUAAGUAGACUAAACUCCGUUUUCAUCAACUUCUCAUUAGAACUCAUUUUAAGUAAGUUACCAGUACUUUUUUGUUCAAAAAGCUGAUCAACCCAGUUCAUUUGAGUUGGCUUAAACUAUAAAAACUAAGUAAAGGGAAAUUUGCUUUUGAGUGGUGGUAUAUUUUAGGGUUACAAUUCACAGCCUGCUUGGCUUCCCCUUUAUGCCUCUCUUUAUCUGUCUGACAUCAUAGCUGUUUCUGGGUCCAAAUUCCUCUUCAGGUCCCAAAGUCAAACAUCAAACGGUAUCACUGAGCUUUAAAAACUGUCUGAAUUCUUUCAUCUUUAAUAAAAUGUUCAGUGUGGCGGCUUU
Oreochromis niloticus (Nile tilapia) is the source of this 1409-nucleotide messenger RNA. Its product is annotated as class II histocompatibility antigen, B-L beta chain. Gene Ontology annotation, cellular component: membrane; MHC class II protein complex. Gene Ontology annotation, biological process: antigen processing and presentation; immune response. Bases 85 to 861 code for a protein of 258 amino acids. The record is from RefSeq and is a predicted model, not a curated record. NCBI's taxonomy places the organism in Eukaryota, Metazoa, Chordata, Actinopteri, Cichliformes, Cichlidae. The transcript is spliced from 5 exons.